AUGAAGCUUUCUAUCGGGCUUGGCGUCCUGGCGACGGUGACGUCGGUUUCUGCCGUUAAGGUCAACCCACUCCCCGCUCCCCGCAAUAUCACGUGGGGUACCUCCGGCCCUAUCCCUGUCAAGCAGCUUCAACUGCAAACCGAGUCACACAAUCCGCAUAUUCUUAAUACUGCGUUUGAACGGGCCUGGAAUUCCAUCACCAAAAUACAAUGGGUCCCUCAAGCGAUUGAAGCUCCGAUCCUGAAUUAUCCACCUGUCCCGACUGGCAUACCCAAGGCCAAGCGCGAUGUCAAGGCUAUUCAAACCGUUCAGCUUAGUGUGGUGGAUAGUGGCGCCGAUCUCCAGCAUGGAGUUGACGAAUCAUAUGAUCUGAGAGUGAACGAGAACGGCAUCCAAAUUCAUGCUCAAACGGUCUGGGGUGCGAUGCACGCCUUCACAACUCUGCAACAGCUAGUUAUUUCCGACGGUCAAGGUGGUCUCAUCAUCGAAGAACCUGUCAUUAUUCAUGACGCGCCUCUUUAUCCUCACCGUGGGAUUAUGAUCGACAGCGGCCGGAACUUCAUCUCGGUGCCUAAGAUACUGGAGCAGAUCGAUGGAUUAGCUCUAUCAAAGAUGAACGUUUUACACUGGCAUAUGGACGACGCCCAAUCAUGGCCUAUACAAAUUCGCGCUUAUCCUGAAAUGACUAAGGAUGCGUACUCACUCCGAGAGCAGUACUCUGAAUCUGAUUUACGUCAUGUUAUUGCCUACGGCCGGGCACGCGGUGUACGUAUCAUACCAGAGAUUGACAUGCCGGGCCAUGCAUCUUCCGGUUGGAAGCAGGUCGAUCCUGAUAUUAUUGCGUGUGCCAAUUCGUGGUGGGUGGACACUGCCCUGGAGCCGAACCCCGGUCAAUUGGAUAUCAUGAACAAUAAAACCUAUGAGGUGGUGAAGAACGUCUACUCCGAGCUCUCCGACAUCUUUACCGAUAACUUCUUCCACGUCGGUGGUGAUGAGCUCCAGACUACAUGCUAUAAUUUUAGCAGGCCUACCAUGGAGUGGCUAGCCGAGGGUCCGCACACCUAUAACGACUUAGUUCAGUACUGGGUAGAUCACGCUUUCCCUAUUUUCCGCAACACCACCUCAAAUCGCCGCAUUAUGAUGUGGGAGGAUACCGCGCUUGGCCCGAUGUCAGCCCAUCAUGUUCCUACGGAUGUUGUCCUACAGGCCUGGGACAAUGCUGAAGCCGUCGCUAAUCUAACCACCCGUGGCUACGAUGUUGUCGUUUCGUCCUCCAACUUUCUCUAUUUGGAUUGUGGCAGGGGUGGCGACGUCACUAACGAUCCUGAUUAUGACGUGCAGUCUAAUCCAGGCGGCGUGAAUUUCAAUUACGGUGGUAACGGCGGCUCCUGGUGCGCGCCUUAUAAGACCUGGCAGCGUAUCUACGACUUCGACUUUACCGACAACCUCACCGAGGCCCAGACAAAACAUGUCAUCGGCGCAGAGGCACCUCUUUGGUCUGAGACAGUCGAUGACGCGACUGUAUCUACUCUUGUAUGGCCUCGUGCUGCAGCCUUGGCAGAGCUGGUAUGGUCCGGUAAUCGCUCCCCUGACGGCCAGAAGCGGACCACCCUAAUGACCCAGCGUAUUCUGAACUUCCGGGAGUACCUCCUCGCUAACGGCGUCAUGGCUGCACCUCUGACUCCAAAGUAUUGUCUACAACAUCCUCACGCUUGUGACCUCUAUCGAAACCAGAGUAUCAUCCAAUAA
Penicillium cinerascens is the source of this 1749-nucleotide messenger RNA. Its product is annotated as beta-N-acetylhexosaminidase. The transcript has a single exon. Lineage: Eukaryota; Fungi; Ascomycota; Eurotiomycetes; Eurotiales; Aspergillaceae. The coding region runs from base 1 to 1749 and encodes 582 amino acids. Gene Ontology annotation, cellular component: membrane. Gene Ontology annotation, biological process: glycosaminoglycan metabolic process; carbohydrate metabolic process. Gene Ontology annotation, molecular function: beta-N-acetylhexosaminidase activity. The record is from RefSeq and is a predicted model, not a curated record.